AUGGUAUCUGAAGAUUGGAGAAGCAUAGAUAUUGAUGCAUUAGAGCCAGAUUCCCAUUUAACAAAAGAAGAUUUACUUCCAACCGAUAUUCCACCAACUACCAUUGAACAAGUCCAACAAGUUGCCAAUCAAAUCCGAUCUAACUUAUCAUCUGGACAGUUUCAACAAGCAUUGAGCUUGGCAUUAGACAAUGUCCCGUAUGUGGCUGAUCUGAACACAAAAGAAUUACAUUCAAAAACUGUAUUUGAAGUGUUGUGUUCAAUUCGUAAUAACAACAAUUUGAAUGAUUUGACUGGAUUCGUCAAAUCGUUGAGUAGUGAACAACAAGAUGUUUUGGUCAAAUAUUUAUAUAAUAACAUGUCAAGUCCUUACGGACAGAAGCAAGGUGGAUUGUUAUUGAAUUGGUUUGAGAAAACAAUUGAGGUGACUGGAGUUGGUUCUAUUGCCCGGUAUUUGACGGAUAGAAGAACUGUUUAA
This is a messenger RNA of Candida dubliniensis CD36, 477 nucleotides long. It is a transcript of the gene ARC15, whose product is annotated as Arc15p. Gene Ontology annotation, molecular function: actin filament binding. Gene Ontology annotation, cellular component: cytoplasm; actin cytoskeleton; Arp2/3 protein complex. NCBI's taxonomy places the organism in Eukaryota, Fungi, Ascomycota, Pichiomycetes, Serinales, Debaryomycetaceae. The record is from RefSeq and is a predicted model, not a curated record. The transcript has a single exon. Bases 1 to 477 code for a protein of 158 amino acids. Gene Ontology annotation, biological process: Arp2/3 complex-mediated actin nucleation; regulation of actin filament polymerization.